GGGCUCGGACAUGGAGGCCGGCCGUCCUCGCGGAGGGAGUGAGCAGGAGGACGGGAGGCUCUCCCGCACCUCCUCCUGAAGACAGCAGGAGGCGCGUCCGACGCGUGUUUGUGUCUGAAGACUCUGUCGUUCCUUCUGAUGUCUCGGUCCGGUUUCAGCUGCAGGACGCCGCCGGUCCUCCUAGGAUGGACUCCGCCUUCAGCGGGGGGGACAUGUCACCUCUGGACGUGCCGCGGAAGAGGAAGCCAGCGCCGUCCCACCGGAAAACCGCAGCUCCAGCUGCUCAGCAAAUACCUGAGAACUCCAGCGACCUGAACUCCGGCGAGUAUUCAGUGAAUGAAGACUCUGAGGAUCACGACGCUGUAAUGAGGAGAACAUUCAGGGGGAAGAGGUAUGAGGAUCUGCAGAACGUUUCCAUGGCAACAGUGGAUUAUCCAGCCAGCAGCUGCUCCCUCGCAUCCUCAGACGGUUCGGCUAACGGGUCCGAGUCCGUCACACAACCCAGAACCGGAGGCAAAGAUCUUUGGCCUGAAGGUGGAGGAAACAGGGAGCAUCCGGACCUUCAGAAUCAGGACUGGAACUCCAGCAGAGAACCAGAAACCUGGAGCCCGAUACCAGACCCACCGCAGGACCGAGUCUGGAGCGCCGGGACAGACAGAACUGAACACCUCGGUCAGGAGCGGCCGUGGACGUCAGGAGGAGAUGACGGCCGCCUCAGACCGGAUCAAGUCUGGAUAACGGGCCGGGACCGGGCUACUGAGCCGGGCUGGGCAGGAGAACCGGAUCAGAAUCCGGUCUGGAACGGAGGAAGAGAUCCAGGGAACGGACCGGAACAGACGUGGGGUCAGGAGCAGAGCUGGAGCGCGGCGAGCGGAGGGAACAUCUGGAGGCCCGGUUCUGAUGUUGGAAAAACCUCGAUAGAGUGUGAAGAUCAGAAACCUCCAGUCGUCCCGGUGAAGAAGGAGCCUCCUCUGUAUCCUCCAGGAAGUCAAGAGGAGCGCUGGCAGAUCCAGAUUGUGGCCAAGGGGAGAGUGACCUGCCCCAAGUGCAGAAGUGUGAGCAGGAAAACUGUGGAGGGGCUGAAGAAACACAUGGAGAACUGCAGACUGGAACCCUUCACCUGCCAGCACUGUGGGAAGCAGCUGAAGUCCUCCACCGGCAUGAAGUACCACAUCAUGGCCGACCACAGCCACCUGCCAACAGUGAACGACACCAAGGACCUGGAUGACCACGCCAUGAAGGACAAGCUCCGGAAAAUCCUGAAGCGUCUGGGAAAACUCAAAUGCUCCAGAGAGGUUCGUAUGUCUGAUGCUCCUCCCCUCGAUGGUUAUGGUGACGGCGUUUUCCUCCCCCAGGGCUGCACCGCCGCCUUCACCAGCAUCAUGGGCUACGUGUACCACAUGAAGAAGUGCGGGAAGGAGCCGUCGGAGCUGGAGAAGAUGCUGCUGAACUGCUCUCACUGCGGGAAGGCGUACAGAUCCAAGGCGGGGCUGGAGUAUCACCUGAGAUCUGAGCACGCACCUACCCCCCAGGAAGCCGAGGAAGACGAGGAGCUGAAGGCCCAAAGGGACUCCGACCCCGAGAGGACGGCGAGCGGCCGAGUGCAGCGGGCCUCAGCCCAGGUGGCCAACUUCCACCUGGCCGAGAUCGCCAACAAUGACCUGCCCAAAGACUGGCCUAAGAGGAAGUUCCAGUCGGACCUGGUUCCGGACGACAAAAAGCUGAAAUACGCUCGGCCCGGUCUGCCCGCCUUCAGCCAGGAAGUCCUGAGGAAGUGGAAGAACGAGGUGAAGCUGCAGAGGAAAGUGCCGUGUCCUAACCAGGGCUGCAGCUGCGUCUACACUAGUGUUUCGGGGCUGAAGGCUCACCUGGGCCUGUGCACGAAGGGUGAAUUUGAGGCUGGAAAAUAUCGAUGUCUCAUCUGCAACAAGGAGUUCAACUCUGAGAGCGGAGUCAAAUAUCACAUCAACUCUGUGCAUUCACAGGACUGGUUUGUAACAAACAAAAAAGCCUUCAAGAAGUUUGAGAAGUUCCUGAAGAAGCAGCCAAAGGAGGUGGAUCCAUGUUCGCACAAGCUGGUUCAGUACCACCAACACCACCUGCAGCAUCAUCAGCAGCCUCAGCACCACCUGCACCAGCAGCCGCUGCAUCACCUCCAGCAGCAAACCCACUUCCACCAUGAGGAGAACCAGAACCUCCAACCGCUGGCCGACCCGCUCCUGCAGCAGGUCCACUACACUCCGCUGCAGCCCGCCUCCACGCCACUGUGGGUGGACUUGGACCGCGCGGAGAUGGCGCCCUUACCUGGGCAUGUCGGCAUGUCAAUGGCUGAAGUGAGUAAAGUUGAGGAGGACGGCGGCGAGAUGAUGGAUUUUAAAAUGAGAGUGAAGGAGGAGGCGGACGGGGAGUCGGGGAAUCGGACCGGUUCUUUUGGUUUUGGUGCUGAAGGAACCUGCAGCAGCUCCUCCGCGGAGCAGAAGGACGGGCGGAGGCAGGUCCAGCUGUGGAGUCUGAAACAGUCGGCCCUGAUGGAGCCCUGACAGACCAGAACUUCACCUGUGAGCUGGUGCUCACCUGACUCACAUGGAAAAGAACGAACUAAAACGACAUUCUUCACUUCAUCAGGAGGACGGAGCAGCUGAAGAGUUCAGAAGAUGAAAAACGCUGAGACAACCUCAAACUGUGGACAUGAAUCACUUCAGUGUCUCAGCAUCUCUGUGGAAUCUAAAACUGUGUUUAUUUCUUUAAAAACUUUGAUAAAGUCAAGUCUGCUUUUCCAUGUAAAUAUCAAACCACUUCUGCUCCAAAAUCAUCUUCAUUUAGCAUCUAAAUGAAAGCAAGAGGUUAAACUAACCCAAUAAUAGAUCAUUAGUUAGCUGCACAUUUAAGAAACAAACAUGUCUUCCUUUGUGCUGCUUAUUUUUUACAUUUUUAGGAAGAAAAUUUGACUUUUCUUUCUCAAAUUCUACACUUCCACAUUCAUUCCCUACAUGAUCAAAUCGUGUUUUAUUAUACGUGAUGUCUGUUGUAUUUAUGAGCUGCCAAACUCAAAUAUGUCUGCAACAUGUUUGCAUCUAUGUUGUCCAUGACACCAUCAGCACACAAACAAAAGUCGGUGUAGCAUUCCGUUAUAUUCUUUUCUCUUCCUGUGAACUGACGAUGAAAUGAGUCGAUUAAAGAACCACAACUGUUCUCUAACCUCGACAGUAGCCGGAUGGUUUAUUAAAUGUCAGUUUUCCAAACCA
Molecule: messenger RNA, 3245 nt
Organism: Oryzias melastigma (Indian medaka)
Lineage: Eukaryota; Metazoa; Chordata; Actinopteri; Beloniformes; Adrianichthyidae
Gene: znf512
Product: zinc finger protein 512
Exons: 14
Coding region: 186-2540 (784 amino acids)
Molecular function (GO): zinc ion binding
Source: RefSeq, a predicted model, not a curated record